This is a messenger RNA of Rhipicephalus microplus (southern cattle tick), 2383 nucleotides long. RefSeq names its product Vacuolar protein sorting 16B (gene Vps16B). Gene Ontology annotation, biological process: vacuolar transport; intracellular protein transport. Lineage: Eukaryota; Metazoa; Arthropoda; Arachnida; Ixodida; Ixodidae. The record is from RefSeq and is a predicted model, not a curated record. Gene Ontology annotation, cellular component: cytoplasm.
CACGUUGGCCGAACCCAUCUCUCCUACGCCGUGUACGCUCUCGAGUGCACGGAGGUUGUGUUGGUUGUGUUAGCACGUUAACCUGGUGUUGUGGGACAACCGAUGAAUUACAUGGAUGUCUUUAUUACGUCGCUGUAGCCGUUAAUCACCGCGCUGUUUCCGUAUGUCACGAUGAAGGUCCAAUGACGUAUACGGCUUCGCAUCGUCCCUGUGUUCUCUGUGCGCUUUGACCGAAGAAGGGAAGUGAAUGUGUGUGCCAUCGAAACCACCAAAUCUCCGCCGAUUGUGGCCCCAAAAUAUGAUCACAUCGGCCAGUAAGCGCACUUAAAUACGCCACAGAUCAGGCGUGAAUUGAUCGUAGUGCGACACUUGCGUAAAGAGACUGCGAUUUCUCCAAAGUAGGUGGGACCCGGCACACGCGGAAGUGUCCAUUGCCACAGUUCGUGCUUCACAGCUAGCCAUUAUGAACAGCCAUCGCAUCGGAAGCACCUCGGCAUUCUGGCUUGAUGACACAUCGUCUCUGAAAGAAGCAGCUCGGCUGUCGGCCCAAGUCAAGCAAGACGCAGACUUUGGGCCCGACCCGUUCAAGCAGUCCACCAUCGACGACUGCCUUGAGCAAGUAGUGCAGUCUAAAAACAAAAAGGAACUGAGCGGUGACGAUGACUACUACUGGAACACCUCUGCCCAUGUUGCAUUCAACUUCGACGAUGUGGAUGACGACGGGAGAAGGAACGUGCAGUUCAACAAGAGAGCACAGUCUUCUGUGAACAAUGUGAGAAAAUUUAGCUUCGACGAAUCGAACCGGGUCACUGCAGAAGCCUGUGGUGUCACCCUUCCUUCUCCUGGCUCGAACUUGAGGCAAGCGGGCCUGGGCGCUGUGCACAAGCACGCCGAAAGGCUGAGGAUCGGCCAUGAUGUUCCUACAAAAGGUCUCAAAAGUACAAACACCCCCGAGGAGACUGUGAGGAACAUUGUGAUAGGUCAGCCUUACUUCCUUGGUCAGCAUCGUUCGAAAGAAGACAAAAUUGCUCUGCUGAAUGAGGCUGUGCGCAUUCAAGAUGGAAAUGCCAUAAUUGCUGUCUUGCUGUUUCUGAAAGAAACCCUGAAGCAGUCUCUGUUCAACCAAGAGCUGAUGCAGCGACCGAGGGCCGUGUCUCAUUACCUGAGUCACCUGCGUGCUGUGCAGGACAACAGCCAGCUUAUGGAUGUUCUAGGAAUGCUUGGCAGGGCUGAGGAUGCCGCUAUGAUAAAGUACAAGCUUGCUGUGGAGACACCGGAAGCCGCAACAAGGCUUCGAAACCUGCAGUCAUGUUACAAAUCGCACUUCCAGUCUGACGCUUCACUCGAGGCUCAGGCUGAACUGGUCAGAGAAGAGCUGAAGCUUCUCGAAAUGCAACUCACCAUUGAGGAACAGGACUCCAGAGCCGAAGUGGAAGGUCAGAACAUCCUGAUGCAAGAGUUUCCCCGCAAGGCGCCUGUUGUGGGAACAUCUCUGAUCACGACGCUUUACUACUGCUGUCUCUAUCAUUACAAUGUGUCAAACAACCACAUUGCCAGUCCCAGCCAGAUGAAGGCUGUAUUCAAUUUGACCGAGAAACAAUUUGUCUGGACUGCUCUGACUGCCCUGGCCCAGAUAAAACAUUGGAAAGAAAUUGACAACCUGUUUCAAGGCAAGUCUUGGCUUGGCAAAUCGAAAAUGCGGUGCUGCAUUGGCUUCGACAAGGCUGUCGAAAUUCUGGCUAAGGCACAUGCCCCACCCGAGGUGUUCGAGAGAUACCUCCAAAUGGUUGACGACUCGGAGAAGCGACUGACACUGGCAAAGGCGCACAAGUGUCACAGUGUUGUCAUUGAGACGCUAGUUUACCUGAGAGAUCGGCAACGGCUGCUCAGGUACAAGAGUGAAGUUCAGCCACAGUCCACGGCGUUCUUUGAGAUUGAAAGGCUCCUUAACGGCACGGCUGUAAAAUGGAAGAACUGAAGCAACCAUUUUUCCUAUUUGUAAAUAAAUAAAAAAAAACCCGUAGGCAACCAUGUCACACCGGAUAAAAAAGAAAGUGGCAGCAGCGAGCAACCAAAUUUAUGCAUGAGAAAUCUUGUCUUUUUGUCUAUCCCAGUUUUAUUGCAUAAGAAAUUUUAUAAUGUCUUAUAUAACUAAGUAAAAAAUGAAAUCACCAAAUGAUGUACACUUAACACUUAUGCAAUUCUUAAACUAUGUAAAAAAGAAACAAACCUUCUUUGGUUUUAAAGUGCCAUUCAACUCAAACAGGGCAUAACCUGUGCUGUGUUUCGCAGCAUAUCACAGAUGUAAGUCACAAGCAAAAAACAUACAACCUUGACAGAUAUUGUUCUAAAAGUGUGCUCCAUUAAAGGCCCCGUAAAACUA